Rhodofomes roseus is the source of this 1647-nucleotide messenger RNA. RefSeq lists its product as uncharacterized. Bases 1 to 1647 code for a protein of 548 amino acids. The transcript is spliced from 5 exons. NCBI's taxonomy places the organism in Eukaryota, Fungi, Basidiomycota, Agaricomycetes, Polyporales, Fomitopsidaceae. The record is from RefSeq and is a predicted model, not a curated record. Gene Ontology annotation, cellular component: cytoplasm.
AUGGGCAACAGCGCCUCCUCGGGUCGCGGUCACCACGAGGAGACCGUCGACUUUGGCUACCUCACACCGCAAGGGGUCUACACCGGCCCGCGCGACUGGAACCAGUCAAUAGUUGCACAACUCAUCUGCGAGCGCAGGCUCGCCCCGUUCUACCGACCGCUCGAGGAUUUCGACGAGUCAUGGGACGAUGAACAGAUUCUCGUACAUAGAAAGGAGCCCCCACCAGAUUCCGAUUCCCCCGCAGAAGCGUCCUCAUCACGCAUCGACACCGGCAGCAUAUCCUCCAGCCGGUCGCACAAACGCGGACACACAAGCACGACUUCGAAGGAGGUGAUUCGACAUCCAGAGGCGGCGAUAUACCGAGGGGCAAUCGAGUGCCCGAUUUGCUUCCUGUACUACCCGCCGAAUAUCAACCAUUCACGGUGCUGCGACCAGGCCAUAUGCACCGAAUGCUUUGUGCAGAUCAAGCGUGCCGAGCCGAACGCAACGCAUCUCGUGUCCGAGCCCGCGGCCUGCCCGUACUGCGUGCAGGAGAACUUUGGCGUCGUCUACACGCCGCCGCCGUGGCGCGCGGGACUGGGCAGCGAGGGAGCGACACCGCCUUCAUGGCCGGAGUCGCCCAAGCAGGCCGAACCAAGUGCGACCGCCGCGAUGAAGCGGCCACGCAAGAGCUUUGGGGCGGACAGCCCGGAGGUCGUCACGAUCGAUCAUAUUCGGCCGGACUGGGAGGCGAAGCUUGCGGCUGUGCGCGCGACAGUCGCGCGGCGUGCGAACAGGCGCAUCAUCAUGCGCCAGGUGGGCGAUCGGCUCAUCCCCGUUGGGAUCAGCAGCGGACGCGUUCAUGCACUCACGCCGGAGGAGGGAGGGCAACAACCAGAGAAUGCGGAGGGUGCUGUCGAGCCAGGUGGUGGUCGCAGCCGGCGCUCGCGGAGGAGACAGCAAAACCAGGAUCUAAACCAGUUAUUGGGUACGAUGGGCAUUGCUGGGCAGGAUCUCGAGGAGCUUAUGAUCAUGGAGGCAAUGCGGUUGUCGCUGCUCGAGCAUGAGGAGCAACAGCGAAAGCAGCAAGAGGAAGAGGAGAAGAAGCGGCGUGAGCAAGGAGGAAGCGGGGAAGGAGAGCAGAGCGCGGGCACGGGUUCGUCGUCAUCGCCAGCACCGCUCGACACCACUUCUGUUGCAGCAGCGGCAUCGUCUUCUGCAACCACCCCCGAACCUGCCCCGUCUCCGAGCAACGCACUCGCCUCGUCAACACCCAUCACGCCUGUGAGCGAGUCACCGAAUACGGGUGGCGUGCCCGUGCCCACACCUGCACCUGUCCCCGCUGCUGAGCGUAGUGCUCCCAGCCCCGCCUCCUCGACCACUCCCGACGCGACGGUCUCACCCUCGAGCCCGCCCACCGUAGACGACAAUGCCUCGCAACCACAUACGCCUCCGUCCGCAUCCGAGCCCUCAAGCAGCAGCACCAACAGCCGUCCGGUGGGGUUCGACCGCGUUGACUCGACCGCCUCGUCGAUGGCACCCGGUGCGGGUGGGGAGGCGUACGAUGUACUGUCGUCUUCGCCGGAGUCCACGGUGUCGCACAAGCCGCUGUUGCGCUCGAGGCCCCCGAGUCCCGCGGUGAUUCCGGCUGUCGCGGAUGCUGCAUGA